Messenger RNA from Mytilus trossulus (common blue mussel), 750 nucleotides. Its product is annotated as perlucin-like protein. Gene Ontology annotation, molecular function: signaling receptor activity. The transcript has 4 exons. Bases 1 to 750 code for a protein of 249 amino acids. The record is from RefSeq and is a predicted model, not a curated record. Lineage: Eukaryota; Metazoa; Mollusca; Bivalvia; Mytilida; Mytilidae.
AUGAUUUUUUUAAUUCUGUUACCAAUUUUGUUUGCGUCUUUGGUAUUAUCGGAAGAGAAUAAUAGAUUAAGUAGAUCACUUGAUGCAGGAAAGACCGACCCACUGACAUGGAUGAUAUUAAAUCAACUUCAAGCUUCACAGACAACAUUGUCUAAACUAGACAAUAAGCUAGACACUAAACUUAGUAAACUAAGCCAAAGGUUGACGGAUGUGGAAAAAAUGACAGGUUACAAGAAACAGUUCGAUACACUGACGAACCAAUUGAAUGACGUAGAAACAAAGUUACAUGCAUAUAGUGGGAAAAUGUCCGAUUUGCAGAAUGAUAUUAACAAAAUUAACCAAGGUAUAAAAAACAAGUGUAAUGCUGGAUGGAAAAAGUUCAACAACUGCUGUUACAUGUUUCGAUAUGACAGACUUAGUUGGCAACAGGCGAAGAGAGAAUGCGAGAACAACAAUUCAUAUUUAGUGAAAAUAGAAUCAUCCACAGAAAACAGAUGGAUUAGUAGUGAAAUAACUGUCAGCGCAAAAGCAACACAUGGUCAGAUAUGGACUGGAUUGAAUGACUUAAUAAGAGAAGGACAUUUUACAUGGGUAAAUGAUCAUAGUUCAGUUGGUUAUUCGAAUUGGGCAAAUCAUGAACCAUCCAAUUAUGGAGGGAGUGAACACUGUGUUACCAUGCAUACGAAUGGUCUUUCUACUUGGAAUGAUCAGACUUGUUCCUACAAAACUGGGUAUAUUUGCGAGAAAUAA